Messenger RNA from Teleopsis dalmanni, 1737 nucleotides. It is a transcript of the gene BBS8, whose product is annotated as tetratricopeptide repeat protein 8. The record is from RefSeq and is a predicted model, not a curated record. Gene Ontology annotation, biological process: non-motile cilium assembly. Gene Ontology annotation, molecular function: protein binding. Lineage: Eukaryota; Metazoa; Arthropoda; Insecta; Diptera; Diopsidae. Gene Ontology annotation, cellular component: non-motile cilium; ciliary basal body; BBSome. The coding region runs from base 13 to 1737 and encodes 574 amino acids. The transcript is spliced from 6 exons.
UUUUUUUUUGAAAUGGAUUUAAGUCGUUUGGGAACCGGGAAUGCAAGCUUUAAUAAGGAAAAAAUGCAGAUUGCUGUAGACGGAACGAUUGGAAUAAAUUCUGGGGCAGAAUAUGAUAUGCACUACUUUUUGGCAGCUUCUUUUUAUAGACGUCGAGGUUAUCAGAAGUGUAACGAGUUGUGUAACGAGAUUCUAAAAGUUGAAAAUGAAAAAAAUAAUACCGUAUUUCCUUCGCCUAACAAUGAAAAUAUACAACAGGCACAUUUAGGCGAGAAUCAAAAAAAUUAUUUACGAAAAAAUUCACAGAAAUCAAGAACUAGUUUCGACCAACCUCAAACACAAGGGCUAAAUACCGGUGGCAAGUCUAAAUUUAAUAUGCAAAGAAAUGUGCCUGCUUGGAUAAAAGAAAGUAUAUGGGAAAUAAAAAUGCGAGCACUGACUCAACGCGUCUAUGUCGACGAUUUGGAAACGGAUGACGUUUAUGACAUGGCGAAUGAAGAGACUGAUCUCGAACGUAUUGCAACCGCGGCAAGACCAGGAACUUCAAUUAAAGUAGCAUUUAUUCCCCGUCCUUUAACCCGUUCACUCGAAAGUAGAGAUUCAAAGUCACGUUGCAGUACUUCAUCGUAUUUGAAAGCCACUUCAUCGGGAGAACAAACAACAGAGAGAUUAAAAACGCCAUCGGGAAAUAGUAUAACGAGCCGACCAAGUUCACGUUGUGGUACUGCUUCAAGAACUCGUUCAGUUUUGGCUACUUCACUUACUUUUGAUGAUAAGACAGCACCUCUUUAUCAGGCUUCACGUCUCAAUCCCUCAAUAUAUGCAGAAAAUCAGAAGCUUAUUAAAACUAUUUUUCAGUUCCUUUUUUACCAUGAAUCUGACCCACAAAAGGCUUACGUGCUGUGUGAGGCUGUUUUACGAAUAAAAAGCAUUGAUUGGUGGUGGCAGCAACAAAUUGGACGUUGCCUAUUAGCUUUAAGGCAACCGAAAAAGGCAGAGUUGUAUUUACAACAAUCAUUGUCGAUGUUUCCCCAUCCAGACACUUACAUACUUUUGUCCCGGUUAUAUCAAGUACUAAAUGAACCAAAACGAUCACUUGACUUGAUCGUUAAAGCAGUCGAUCAACACCCAUUUAAUAUAACCUUUCGUAUGGAACAAGCUCGAAUUUUAGAAAUAAUUAACCAAGAUGAAACCAUCCAAUUAUAUUGUUUGAUCACUAAGUUAAAUCCAAUUAAUGUCGAAGCAUUAGCAUAUAUCGGUGUAAAAUAUUUUUAUGAGAAUAAUCCCGAGCUGGCUUUGAUGUAUUUUAAACGGAUCUUAUCAUUGGGUCUGCAUUCGACGGAGCUUUACUGUAAUAUUGCUCUCUGCUGUUUAUAUGGCGGCCAGAUCGAGUUAGUUUUACCUUGUUUUCAGCGUGGUCUCUUAACAGCGAAAACUUCAAAGCAAAAAGCUGACUUAUGGUACAAUUUAAGUUUUGUUGCAAUUACCACCGGAGAUUUUAAACUUGCCCGUCGUUGUCUUCAACUCUGCCUAACCUUUGACAAUCGAAAUGCCGCAGCACUUAAUAAUUUGGCCAUAUUAUAUGCGCAGUCAGACAACAUUCUGUUCGCAAAGUCACAUCUCAAUGCAGCGAAAGAAAUCUCAAUUGACUCAAUUGAGGUGAAUAUGAAUUUGAAAUACUUUGAAAAACAAAUUGCUAAAGCAAGAUUUUUAGGCAAACAGCAGGGACAAGUUUAA